AUGCGUCAUGGCAACGGCAGCGAUGGUGAUAUGGAAGUUGCAUCAGUGGGUCCCAGACUUCUGGAAAAUGUCGAAUCUUGUCGUUUCGAUAGUAAGCAAGGUUCUUUCGGGAUCAUGGAGGCAGUGUGCGGAGAUGCCGAAGACUGGCAUGCCUGGGGUGCAGUCGCCGGAACAGAUCCAGUAUCAUGGGGGUGCCAUUGCUGUAGUGCAGUAGCGGACUCGGCUUGA
This is a messenger RNA of Alternaria burnsii, 228 nucleotides long. RefSeq lists its product as uncharacterized. Lineage: Eukaryota; Fungi; Ascomycota; Dothideomycetes; Pleosporales; Pleosporaceae. The coding region runs from base 1 to 228 and encodes 75 amino acids. The record is from RefSeq and is a predicted model, not a curated record. The transcript has a single exon.